CAGUCGCUACAACCUUGCCACGUAGAUCGCCCUCAUUCAAAGCUCGCCCAGGGGAAGAAGCGGAUCUUGUCCUCUUGUCGGCACCUUAUAGGCGCUGCAUCCUCCCGACGGCUAUGCUGACCAAGUUCGAGUCCAAGAGUAACCGCGUCAAGGGUCUGGCGUUCCACGUGAGUCGUCCAUGGAUCCUCACGUCGCUGCACAACGGUGUGAUCCAGUUAUGGGACUACCGCAUGGGCACACUGCUGGAUCGCUUCGACGAGCAUGACGGCCCUGUGCGUGGCGUGGACUUUCACCGCACACAACCGCUGUUCGUGUCGGGUGGCGAUGACUACAAGCUGAAAGUAUGGGACUACAAGCUGCGCCGCUGCCUGUUCACCCUACUGGGCCACCUGGACUACAUCCGCACGGUGCAGUUCCACCACGAAUACCCAUGGAUCCUCAGCUGUAGUGACGACCAGACCAUCCGCAUCUGGAACUGGCAGUCGCGCUCCUGCGUGUCCAUCCUCACGGGCCACAACCACUACGUCAUGUGCGCACAGUUCCACCCUAAGGACGACCUCAUCGUCUCGGCCUCGUUGGAUCAGACGGUCAGAGUCUGGGACACCACAGGUCUCCGCAAGAAGACAGUGCGCGGUGCUCCCAGCUCCAUGGACGACAUGGUGGGUCCUCCGACGUCUCGCUCCAACAACCACGACAUCUUCGGCGCCAGUGAUGCCAUCGUCAAGUACGUUCUGGAAGGUCACGACCGCGGCGUCAACUGGGCCAGUUUUCACCCUACACUCCCCCUUAUCGUCUCUGGAGCUGAUGACCGCCAAGUGAAGCUCUGGCGUAUGAACGAGACUAAGGCCUGGGAGGUGGACACUAUGCGUGGGCACACCAACAACAUCUCGUGUGUGCUGUUCCACCCACGUUACGAGCUCAUUAUUUCUAACAGUGAAGACCGUUCUAUCCGUGUGUGGGAUAUCUCCAAGCGCAUGGGUCUACAGACCUUCCGCCGCGAGAACGACCGCUUCUGGAUGCUCGCUGCUCACCCCACACAGAAUCUGCUCGCUGCCGGUCACGACUCCGGUAUGAUUGUGUUCAAGCUGGAACGUGAACGUCCAGCUAUGGAUAUACAUGAGGGCCGCGCGUAUUAUGCCAAGGAGCGCUAUGUGCGCAUGUAUUCGUUCGUUGACGGCAGCGACGUCCCGGUCGCUGCUGUACGUCGCACGGGUACGGCCGGUACGGGUAUGGGUAACUUCCCUCGUCACUUGAACUACAACCCGUACGACCAGAACUCAGGUACCAACAGUGUGUUGAUGACGAGCGACGCUGAAGGUGGCUCGUACGAGCUGGUGACGUUCACUCAUGGCUCAGGUGGUGACACGUCGGAGUCGAGUCGUGGACCUGGUCUCUUUGCUGUGUUUGUGGCACGCAACCGCUUCGCUGUUUUGGAUAAAUCGCGUCACAUUGUGAUCAAGAACUUCCAGAAUGAAGUGACCAAGAAGAUCACCCCACCCAACGGUACAGCGGACGGCCUGUUCUUCGGUGGUGUAGUGGGUCGUGUACUGCUCCACAUUGACGACAAGAUGGUGCUCUACGAGACGCAGAGUCGUCGUGUGUUGGCUGAUGUACAAGCUCCUCGUGUCAAGUACGUUGUCUGGAGUCCCAAUUACGAGUACGUGGCUCUGAUUAGCAAGCACUCUAUCGUACUGGCCGACAAGCAGCUGAACCACCUGAGCACUAUCACUGAGUCAGUGCGUAUUAAGAGCGGUAUCUGGGCCAAUGCUCCUGCUGAGAUCUUCGUCUACACGACGCUAAACCACAUCAAGUACUCGUUGACGAACGGUGAUGCUGGUAUUAUCCGCACUCUGGAUGUUCCGGUGUACUUGACUCAUCUGGAAGGUUCUAAGCUCUACUGUCUUGACCGUGAGGCUAAGAUGCGUACGAUGGCUGUGGAUCUUACGGAGUGCGAGUUCAAGAUUGCUCUGAACAAGAAGAACUACACUGAGGUGAUGCGGAUGGUUCGCCACUCGAGACUUUGUGGCCAGGCUAUUAUCUCGUAUCUGACUAAGAAGGGCUAUCCGGAGGUGGCGCUGCACUUCGUUAAUGACGAGAAGACUCGUUUCAAGCUCGCUAUCUCGUGUGGAAACCUUGAAGUGGCUCUGAACUCGGCGUACGAGCUGGAUGACAACAAGUGCUGGUACCAAUUGGGUGUAGAGGCACUUCGUCAAGGUAACAUCCAGGUCGUGGAGAUGGCCUACCAACGCACCAAGAACUUCGAGCGUCUGAGCUUCCUGUACCUAGUCACGGGCAAUCGCGACAAGCUUAAGAAGAUGCUGAAGAUCGCUGAGGUGCGCAAUGACAUCAUGGCGCGCUUUCACAAUGCGCUGUACCUUGGAGAUGUCGAGGUUCGUGUCAUGACGCUGGAAGCUGCUGGUCAGUUCGGUCUGGCGCUCUUGACGGCUGCCACUCACGGGCUCGGCGACCAUGUGGAGCGUCUGCGUGCACUAAUGCAGGAGACGAACCCUGACUUCGAUGUGGAUGCUUUCCUGGCGCGCGAGAUGCUUCCAAACCCGACGUUGCUGUCCCCGCCGCCGUGUGUGAGUCGCCUGGAGAACGAGAACUGGGCGCUCGUGGAGAUCAACGAGCCGACGAUCCAGGACCACGCUAUUGCCGCUGAGAAGCGCGAAGCCGAACGCAGUCUGCAGCCGCAACAGGAGGCAGGCCGUCGCUCAAUGGAGGAGCGUCCGGCACGCAAGUCGUCGAUGGAUCUGGCUCUGGAUGCUGCUGGAGAUGCCUGGGGUAUGGACGGUGACCUCGACUUGGAUGACUCGCUUACGAUUGAUGACCAAUCGCUGGGAAUGGACUCGGCUGCGCUGGAGAACGACUUUGCUGGUCUCAGCACGGACGCUGGCUUCGUGGCGGCUCCUACGGCGGGUACGAGUCUUGCAGUACAGUGGGUGCGCAACUCGUCGUUGGCUGCUGAUCACGUGGCUGCUGGUUCGUUCCAGACCGCUAUGCAGUUGCUGCACCGCCAGAUCGGUGUCAUUAACUUCGAGCCACUCAAGCCCGUGUUUCUCCAGGUAUACUCGGGUGGUUCAGCUUCCUUGCCGACGCAGGGUAAUUGCCCACCGCUGCGUGCGUGGCUGCAGCGCAACGACGUCAGCCAACCGGCUGUGGCUGUGUCGUUUGCUGCUCUCGUUGAGGAGCUCAAGCACGCGUACCGUUCGUUCACUGGCGCCAAGUUUGACGACGUGAGGACCCACUGCCAGUCGAUUUUACAUGCUAUCCCGUUCCUGGCCGUGGACUCCAAGGAGGAAGCGGAGAAGGUGAAGGGAUUGCUGACUGUUUGCCGCGAAUACUUGCUGGCUUGCCGUAUCCGUGCUGAUGUGGCUGCUGUGCCUCUGGAGAGCGACCCGAAGCGUAAUAUCGAGCUGAGCGCUUACUUCACGCACUGCGAACUGCAGCUACCGCACCUGGUGUUGACACUCAAGAUCGCUAUGACGAAUGCAUUUAAGGCUGGCAACUUCAUCACGGCGGCGUCGUUCUGUAGACGGUUGUUGGAGAUUCCGGAGGUUGCGCAGCAUCCGCGCCAUGAGAAGCUGCGCUUGACUGCGCGUAAGGUACUACAGAAGGCCGAAAAGGAGGCCCGUAACGAACAUGCAGUGGACUACCAGGACUCGAAGCCGUUUGUGCUGGACGCGCGCAACUUUACGCCGAUUUAUUUGGGUGGGAAGGAUGUGCGUUGUCCGUACUGCGCUGCUGCGUAUCACCCGGAGAGCAAGGGCACACUCUGCGACGUGUGUGGCAUCUCGAAGGUUGGCGAGGAGACUAUCGGGCUCGUGGUCACUGCAGCUCAGUAAGGAAGUUGGUAGAUGCAAGCUGUUGAAGUCUGCUAAAUCAAUGCGUGGCGAUUUUUUAUUGACGUCCGUUGUAUUUUCGUCCAAUGUCUAUUCACGAUUGAUGUUUUUCACCAAUCAAAAUCAUUAAAUUUGAAGACGCUGU
This is a messenger RNA of Phytophthora nicotianae INRA-310, 3987 nucleotides long. RefSeq lists its product as hypothetical. Gene Ontology annotation, cellular component: COPI vesicle coat. Gene Ontology annotation, biological process: intracellular protein transport; endoplasmic reticulum to Golgi vesicle-mediated transport; retrograde vesicle-mediated transport, Golgi to endoplasmic reticulum. The record is from RefSeq and is a predicted model, not a curated record. Lineage: Eukaryota; Oomycota; Peronosporomycetes; Peronosporales; Peronosporaceae. The coding region runs from base 114 to 3845 and encodes 1243 amino acids. Gene Ontology annotation, molecular function: structural molecule activity; protein binding. The transcript has a single exon.